Messenger RNA from Tilletiaria anomala UBC 951, 4428 nucleotides. RefSeq lists its product as uncharacterized. The record is from RefSeq and is a predicted model, not a curated record. NCBI's taxonomy places the organism in Eukaryota, Fungi, Basidiomycota, Exobasidiomycetes, Georgefischeriales, Tilletiariaceae. Gene Ontology annotation, biological process: regulation of transcription by RNA polymerase II. Gene Ontology annotation, cellular component: piccolo histone acetyltransferase complex. The coding region runs from base 320 to 4330 and encodes 1336 amino acids. The transcript is spliced from 3 exons.
GUUGCUUUGCAUGAGUUUACAUGAGAUAUUCUGUAAAACCCGCCGAGGGUAAAAAUUUUGUAUGGCUGGCCCUGGAUACAGCACGGGAGCACUGUUUUGCCGUGUUUUCACCCCUGCUUGUACAAAUUUGCCAGCUGGGUCGCCAUUCGCCAGGGAGAGGCUCCCGCGCGCACGCACGCUUCAUGCAGACCCCCCAGCUUUUCCUUCUCUUCCUGGCCCUCGUCUUCACUGCGCAGCCAAACAUCUCCCGCGUGUACCCGUCUUCAAUAUCUAGCACCCACCCAUCCUCAGUCAUUUUGAGGGCGGAUGAUGGUCACAAAUGGUAGUACGCUCUAGGUACAAGAAGCUCACCAAUCGCGAGAAGUUUUCCCCCUUAGUAAUUGUCCAUCGAGGACCGCUUGAGGCCGACAAUGCCAUUGUCAAUGGCUCCGGUCUCGAGCUCGAUGGCCAGGACGCACAUGAUCAAGACCUUGGCGUAGACAAGAACCUCGGUGUAGACCGUACUGAGAUCUCGGAGCACCAUUUACAAGCUGCGCUUUCAUCGAACCAGCUCGCAACAGAUGGUGCUCCGGGAUCCACAGCUAAGGCAGCUUACCACAUCCCGACACCAGAUGCCAAAGAUGUUCUUAGCAAUGAGGCAGUCGCGGCGCUCUACCCUCGCGGGGCGUAUCAAGAUUCAGUCACCUACGUGCGCUUCUCGAACACGGUCGAGGACAAGAUUCAAGGGCCUUCGUACUGUCUAGAUGAAGAUGACCAAGAAUGGCUCAACAAGAGGAACGCCAAGGCCAAGGAGGAGGAGCAGACAGCGUUGCGCACCUUCAAGCCACCGCCGAGCUCGCGCUCCAAGGGCAAGGAGAGGGCAAAAGAGGAUGUGCUGAAAGCGCUUUACCGCGCCAAACCAGAGGUGCAACCAAUCACGGAAGACGAGUUUGAGACGGUCUUCACCGUGUUCGAAGCGUACACAGCGGAGAGAUGCCCUCUUCUACACCUCAACAUGGCGCAGCUGCCUACAAUCGAGGAUCUACUUUCUUGCUUUGAGCCCGAUUCAUUCUUGGCAAAGCAUGCUCAGCCAGUACUUCCAGCAUGUUCAUUUGAGGCAAAUGACCCCAAUCACCCCUCUACAUCGACAGAAUGGGAUGAAUCGAACCCGUUCCGCAACCUCUCAGCUCUCAAGCGCUUCGCUCCGAUCAUCUAUCCAUGGUGGGAGAUCCGCAAGAAAGAUCGGGAAGGCAAGCCCAUCACCCCCCUCCUCAACUUUGACGAGACCAAUGACAAUGAUCCCUACGUGUGCUUCCGUCGCCGAGAGGUCAAAACGAUGCGCAAGACGCGCAAGACGGAUGCCCUCCACAUUGAGAAAUUGGUGCGCCUCCGCUCAGAACUCGAGUCAGCCACGAGGCUCCUCGAGCUGGUCGCUCAGCGCGAGCGAACCAAGUGGGCGUUGCUUGGGCAAGACAGGAAUUGCUGGAUCGUCGGCCGCGACCUCUUGGAUCUCAAGCGAAGCUGGGGUAUCAUCGGUCCGCAACAUGGCACCGAAGACGACGAGCUCGUCUUUGGCACGAAGAAAAAGGAGGAAGAGGCGGCAGCUGCUGCAGAUCAACGAGCCAAGAAGAAGCGCAAGAACGAGGAGCAGAACGCCGCUUCUGCACUCGGAAUCAAGCUCAUGCGCAAGCCCAGGCCAAGCGACGAGACCUGCAGCGCGACAUCUGUUGCUCAGCAGACUGGUGCCCAUGCCAUUGCGCAGCCGCAAGGGCUUGGCGCUGCUAUUCUCGAGCGCGUACAAGCUGUGCAGGCAUACAUCGAACGCGAGUGUUUGCGGAAAGCCGAAGCGGACCUUGGCUUCGAAGAGGCGACCGACUCGACCUUCCAGCCGCUUGCAUCCUCGUUGGCUUUGCGCUUGUUCCGCCCGCUAGCGUCAGACAGCAUCUACAGCAGCAGCAUGGACUCGGGGCAAGAAGCAGGCCAACUUUCACUCUCGGCCGAUGUCACCAUGGCCGAUUCUUCAGCCUUACAAGGCUCCCCGCGCUCGGGCAGACCUGCAAGCUUCCGGCGACGUCUUGGCCGCGGGGGCCGGGUUCUGCUUGACAGAAAGCUGCCCUUCCUGACGCCAGUGCCUUCACAGCUUGCCGACUGGCCGAGCGUCAAGAGCCUUUCCGAAGUUGAACAGGUCGAGGCGAUGCUGCAGACAUCCAUGUCACAGCAGCCCGGUGGCCCCUUUAACGAUGUCGCAGCCACCAGCUCUCAAAUCAACCCGAAUCAUCACCCACACCUGACAGGGCCGUUUGCUUUUUCUGCGGAUGUGCGGCCGACUCAGCUUACCAGUGCGGCUGUUCACGUCUCUUCCAUGCACGCGACAGGACCAUUUGCUGCCACUUCCUUGUCGGAUGCAGAAGCCAACGAGCGUAUUCGCCACAUCUCGGACGCGUCCAGCACCUCGUCCGAUUGGAGCGACCGCUCGAAGCCUAGCGAUGCUUCGUCUAUUGGCGCUGCGAGCACGCAGCCGACGGACGUCGAGGAUGCCGACGUGAUGGACAUUGACAACAGCGGUGGUGACACGGAGCGCAGCAGUAGUAGUAAGGACAAAGGCAAAGCGCGACAGACGAACGAGUCGGACGCGCCAUUUGAUAUCAAGGAAGAGGCAGAGACGUGGGCGCGACUGUGCGAGCGUUGGCGCUACGACGACGAUGCAGGUCGAUGGGCAGGCCUUGGCCUGACCGGCCUAGGCGGCAUGGAGAACGACGGGGAAGCUGUGAUCGACGACUUUGAUCAACGGUUUCUUAAGUAUCGUAUGUACCUGCUGGAAGAAAGCGACUUGCUUAAGUUGCAGACCGACCUCAGCCACAUCAUGGCUGCCCAGGCUGCAGUUGAGGUACCACUGCCACCCGCGCCGCCUCCAGCAUCAACUAUGCAGUCCGCAGCGGCAGCGACAAAGAAUCAACAAUCGCUAUCGCAACAGGCCAUGCUUUUACAGCAACAGCAGCAACAGCAACAGCAGAUGGCGGCACAGGUGCGGGCAGCAGUCACAGCCAAUGCCAUGACAAACGUCAUCCGUCAACCACCCGCGACUGGCAGCGGUCCAUCGCUCUUGGCUCUUCAACAGCAGCAGCAAUUGCAUCGGCAGCAGCUACAGCUAGCCUUACAGCAGCAGCAGCGAAACUCGGCGGCAGCUGCAACAGCAGCGGCGGCGUCGGCAGCAUCUCAGAGCUCACCCGGCACGCCUCGAGCAACCGCAGCGGGCCAGCGCGGGUCCAUGAGUGGUGGGCAGCCACAGUUGCAGCAGCAGCAGCCGCAUCCAUUAUCGCAAUCCUUCAGCGUCAACAGCGCGACUGGAGCGCUGACACCUCAGCAGAUUCAAAUGCAGCAGGCAGCUCUCCUAGCCUUGCAGCAACAACAACAACAGCAACAGCAAUCACAGGGGCAGUCGCAAAGUCAGCAACAUGUCCAACAAGCUGGACAGCAACAGGCGAAUCGCGGCGCGACUGCUGCGACCCUGAGUCAGGCUACUGGUGUGCAGUUUCCAAAUGUCUUCCCCAUGCCAGUGCCCAACGGAGUGGUUGGGGCUGCCAAUGGCCAGCUACAAGGACAGAUGCAACAAGGUAGCUCGAGUCCUAGUCCCGCACCUGGUGUCAAUGGAAGCUCGCCUCAUAUGAAUGCAGCGCUGGCAGGUCAGCAACGUGUGAAUGGGGCGAAUGCGGCCUUACUUCUGCAACAGCAGCAGCUUGCGGCGGCCGCAGCAGCGGCGGCUGCAGCCGCAAAUAAUCAGCUGUCGAAUGGCGGAAAUACACCGCAUGGUCUGCCUGCCGCAAGUGCAGCACAGAUCCUCGCUAUGAAAGCGGCUUUGGCUCAGAGUCCGCAAUUGCAACUCAAGCUGCUGCCGAAUCGAGCGAUGCAGAUUGCACAGGAGGGCAACCAGAAUGGCAACAACAAUCUGCAGAACCUUCAGCUCAGCUCCCAGGCAGCGCUGAUGCAGAGUCUCAUCGCGAAGCAGCAAGCUCAGCAACAACAACAGCAACAACAACAGCAACAACGUGCCCAGCAAGGUGUACAUAUGCAAGGCCGUGCGAGUCCGCAAUUCCAACAGGGUUUUAACAGCAUGCCGAAUAUGAGCGGCGCCGGCAGCGUCUCGCCUUUACCUGCAGGAGCGCACUUGCCGAGCCCUGCCAUGGCAGCCGCUCAGCUCCAGCAGCAUCUAGCACAAGGCUCGCCUGUUGCCGCGUCGUCCCCGCAGAUGGGUCGUAACACACCUGGUGGCACGCCGCAGCCGCACCACCGGCAGCCAUCGCAAGGCGUCGGCGGGCAGGCAGGCUUCAAUGGCGGCUAUGGCAGCGGCUGAUUGCCCUGCGGCACAUGCGUCGACCCCGUACAUCUGAUGCUGCAACGCGCGAGCGUCGCUCUUGCAGCCACAGCCACGGCAUCAACAUCUGGUGUGGC